CCCGUCUCUGUAGCGAGCAUCACUCGCCCAUUUACAAGACUGGGAGACGAGUCCUAGACAAUACUCUCUGACUGUGACACACACACACACCGGCAAUAACUGACGAUCCACAAAGGGGACAGAGCUGCUCCAUCUCAUAAUGCCAGAACAUGCCGAGGAAGACUACAGGUUGUUGGACUUGCCGAGCGCGCAAGAAACGGUGUGACGAUGGCCGGCCCUGCUGUUCCUCUUGUACACUGCGUGCCAUAACCUGCUAUGGGUACGACGAGAAGCCACAAUGGAUGGAUGGUGGCGAGGCCGAGAAGACUGUCAUGGAAGGCAUCAAACGUCAGAUCAAAGAGAGCUACAGACGUCGGCGCUCCAGAGGUUCUGGGAUCAAGUCUCGCCAUGUCAGGCGCGAAAUCGCUCCGAGCACAUUCGAUCCGUCGUCGCCAUCGUCGGUGUGGCCCCAGGAUAAGCCCACGCCGUCAGAUAACAGCACAGUUCCUUCCCAUCAUCAGCAAGGCCCGAAUUGGGGAAAUCCAGACCGGUUCAGCGCAUACCUUGUUGCGCGCAUCGCAAGGACUGAGCCACAGAGCCCAAACACCUCCGGCCCCGUAUCGGACCGCAACCAAUCAGUCUCUGCCUCCCCGAGUCGAGACCUGAGUACCCGGAUCCCGUUUGACGAAGAAGAGCUCAAUCUGGUCAUGUACUACCUCGACCACAUAUUUCCCAGGCUGUCCCCGUAUUUCAAACACUACGCAGGAGACACCGGCAGAGGCUGGCUUCUCAAUCUGUUUUUGCGGACGAAACCACUGUGCAAUGCCGCCGUCUGCCUGAGUGCAUGCGACAAGGCCCAGUUCGUGCUGGGACCGCUUAGCGACAUUCCGCAGCCAUACCAUGAGCUGGAGAUGCAGCAUUUGCGGAGCGUGGCAGAUAUGCGCGACCAUCUCGAUCAGCUAUCCAAAAAGACGGGCGCCAGCCAGAUGGCGGCAGGCGUGGAGGCCCUUGCCUGUAUCAUACAUUUGAUUUUCUUCGAGCUUUGGAUUCCACGAAAGGGACUUAUGAGCGAUUGGGUCAUGCACUUGGAUGCAGCCAGCGCUCUGCUGUCCUCUCUCGACGUUUCGCCGCUCCCUUCUGAAGAAUCCCCGAUCUCCGAGACGUUGGAAGUCUCCCAUCCUCACGAAUACGAGGCCCAAUGCAAAUUCCCGACCGAGUUUCUGUCCGAAGGAGAACAAUUGGCUUUCGACUUCUUUCUCGACUUCUACAUCUAUUGUUUCAUCAACGCCACAGCGAGCCUGGGACUCACACCACAAUCUGCGCAGUCGAUUCGCAGAGUCCGCGCCUUGUGCCAUCAAAAUCCGGCCAGGCUGUGGGACAGACGGGGAUGCGAAGACUGGGUCCUGCUCACGCUCCUCGACAUUGCCAUUCUCCGGGACUGGAAGCAGAAGUCCUCCCGCGCCGGGACCCUGAGCCUCCGAGAAUUGAACCGCCGUGCCGAGAUCAUCGAGAGCCGGCUUCACGAGGGCGUGGCAAAGUUCGCCGGCCCCUUCUCCCCCUCGACUUUUGCCGCCGUGGACGAGGAAAAACGCAUGGUCACAAACAUCUACGUCAACGGCGCGCUGGUAUUUCUCCACGUCGUGGUGUCAGGCUUCUACCCCAACAUCCCCGAGAUACGGCAGAGCGUCUUGCGGACGCUGCAGGCGCUCGAAUACAUGCGCGAGCACUCGGCGAUCAAUUUUCCAUCCUGGCCGUACUGUGUUGCCGGUUGCCUGGCCCUGGAGUCGGAGUAUUCCCGCUUCCGCGCCCUGGUGCCCCCUUUCGAGAAGGGCAAACAUCCCUUGGUGCUGUCAAAGUGGACGCUGGAAAUCAUAGAGGAGUGUUGGAAGACUCGGGCAUCGCAGCCCGAAGGAGAAGAGUCCUGUAGUUGGGUGACAGCUAUGAACCAUCUGGGGACCCGACUGCUACUUCUAUAAAUCCCCUUCACCAAAAAAACAACAACAACAGCCCGGUGCGCAAUGACUCAGGAGCUCUUCUGCUUGACGGCCAGAGCCGUGGAAAUCAGCUCCACUAUUCCAAGGAUCUUUUCCUCUUGAAGUCUGCGUCCGACGAGCUGCAAGCCGACUGGCGUGCCUUGUUGAACUUCUGGGUCGUCUUUUUUGGCAAAAGGAAGUUGAUCGUUAGCAAGGUUUCAACCUGCAACACCACACCAAUGUCCGGGGCCUACUCACACUCUUCCCAGGUUUUCUUGUCCAGGUCAUUCAAGGGCUGGUAGUCCUUGUCGAAGGUGUCAACCGUCUUGUCGACUUUGGUGACCGGGAAGACGACGGAUGUAUAGUCGAGGGUGUUAACCCAAGGAGUAUAACCUGGGGAAGCGUAAGCAGUCAGUUCCUGGGCCACAAAGUGACGAAUCGAAAACCGGAGGAUCCAGCACAUACCAACGUGCAUUGCCUUCUCGAAUUGAAGCGCGGCAAAGGGCGCGACUGGUGUCAGGAUCGCGUCCACCGGUCUGCCAGACUCGGUUUGCUUGGCGGUGCUGUUCCAGUACUCCA
Messenger RNA from Cladophialophora immunda, 2531 nucleotides. RefSeq lists its product as uncharacterized. NCBI's taxonomy places the organism in Eukaryota, Fungi, Ascomycota, Eurotiomycetes, Chaetothyriales, Herpotrichiellaceae. Gene Ontology annotation, biological process: positive regulation of transcription by RNA polymerase II. Gene Ontology annotation, cellular component: nucleus. The record is from RefSeq and is a predicted model, not a curated record. Gene Ontology annotation, molecular function: transcription cis-regulatory region binding; DNA-binding transcription factor activity, RNA polymerase II-specific; zinc ion binding. The transcript has 2 exons. The coding region runs from base 150 to 1955 and encodes 601 amino acids.